GCAUGUUCCAGGAACGUCCGAUGAGAUCGUAGAGAGGCGGAGAGAAUUCUAGGGUACGAUUUGCUUCGUUCUCGUUCUGAUUUCAUCGAAGAAGUGAAUGAAUGAGAAACCCUCCGUCUCUGUUAUCUCUCACCAUUGAUUCUGCUGUUCUUAAUCUCUCCUGCAUCUCCGAUCUCUCCUUUCUUCCCGAUCAUGUCCUCCUCGAUCUCUUCCUGCGAACACUCAGAGCUGGAAAGUUGAACGAGAGAGUUCUGAAGCUCUUUGUGGCUUCUGGAAAGGAUGAAGUUCUUUCUCUUAUUCAUGCCCUUAAUAUCAAGCUUGUUGUGACCCCUGUUCUCCCUACCCGAUGCUGCGAGAAAUUCUGAACGGGUAUGUUGAAAUGUAAAGCCUUAACGUGAAACUCGAAUGAAGUGAAAGAAGACAUAAGGAUCUGCAGUUUCUUAGCUUCAAGAGAAAUCAGCCCGUGUGAUUACAAGUAGUGCCCCUCCUAACGAUUAUGAGCAUUGCAGUUUGCAUUUUGACCAAGUUCUCACCUCAUUCAUGGAGUAUAAUAUCUGAUCGUGCGGGAAGUGAACAUUGUCACCUUCAACCGGAACUGUUGAGAUCUUUCUCAGUAUCAGUAUCUCACACACAAAAAAUGGUUCUCCUUCAACCAUAACCUGUGUGUGUAUAUAUAUAUUCAUGAAUAUAUUCGUGGGUGGGGAUCAGAAUCUGGGAUUGAGAUAGAGAGAUAGAUUCAGGAACUUGAGGUGGGCUUUCAAAUCUCUGAAGAGUAAGCUCUGUGAAUAUUGAUGAAAACUUUGUCGUUAUGGUUAUAUAUAUAUAUAUAUAUAUGUAAUGGUGUAUUGAAGGGAAUAACUUGUUGUACAGUGCAAUAAAUGGUUUUUCUGAAUAAUCUUUGUUGUUUUUAUCGAA
Molecule: messenger RNA, 915 nt
Organism: Tarenaya hassleriana
Lineage: Eukaryota; Viridiplantae; Streptophyta; Magnoliopsida; Brassicales; Cleomaceae
Exons: 3
Coding region: 102-365 (87 amino acids)
Source: RefSeq, a predicted model, not a curated record